Molecule: messenger RNA, 3703 nt
Organism: Chironomus riparius
Lineage: Eukaryota; Metazoa; Arthropoda; Insecta; Diptera; Chironomidae
Source: the annotation of a GenBank genome assembly
GUUAAGCCGAAAAAUAACGUUUUAAAUAAGUGUCUGUCUAGCAAAAACUCGAUAAUAUUAUUAAAAAUUGUUUAUUAGUCCAUUUUAGUCCAUUUUAGUAUAUUUUAACUAUGAAUACUGUUAAUUUAACAACUUUUUGCUCUCAGAGUAGUGGAGACAUUAAGUUUAUAUUUGUGAAUGAAGCUGACGAAGGAACCGAAAUUGGCAAUAUGGAAAAAGUUAUGGAUGAAAUUCGAAGCUUGCAUCCAGAUUCAUCUGAUAUUAUCGAUAUCUUGUGUCCUGAUGAAAUAUUUGAGAUUUUGGAACCACCAAACAAAAGAUUUAUUUUUGUAUUUGAAACAUUCGACACUCCAGCAUUUAAUCACAUAUCCAAGAUACCUAAAAUUUACAUUCUCGGCUUAAAAUGUGUCUUGUCAGUCAUUCAUGACAAUUUGGAAAUUCCCGAGUCACUUUUUCAUAUAAAUAACUUGUGCAUGAAAGAUAUGAUUUUGUGUUUCUCGUCCAUUGGAGAUCCAGAAAAGAAAUCAAGGAUGAAGAAAUUUAUUGCAUAUAUGGGUGGUUUAUAUAGCAACUCGUUGACUGAAGACAUUACACAUCUUGUGACUGAGGAUAUAUUUUCAAAAAAAUACCUUCAUGCUGGAUCACGGAAUGUCAAAAUAAUGCACACAUCUUGGAUAGAUGAAAUAUGGAGAUUAAGUCAAGAUUUUAAUUUCAUCGUAACUCCAAAAGUACAUGAUAAAUACAAGCUCAAAAUGUUUUAUAAUAUGGUCUUUUCAUCGACUGGACUAGAUAAUGAGGAAAAGAAAGCAGUCAUAAAAGCUGUCGAGGACAAUGGAGGUGAAUAUAGUCACACGUUUAGGACAGCAACAGUAAAAGUUCUUCUAAUGAAGCAAAAAGACAUUGGAUGUGUAAAAUACAAAGCGUCCACAAAACAUUCAAUUCUAUGUGUCGAUCCAAGCUGGGUAAUUGACUCAGCCAAGACUGGCUAUGCUGUUAAUACAGAAAAUUACUUGAUCACAAAACAAGGAAAAUUAAAGUCAUCAACGCCUACAAAAAACACUUCAGCAUUAGGAAAGUUCAGCUUUGAUAAUACAGUAAUUUCUGAGAUUUGUGACUUUACAGCACGAAGCAUAGCAAUCGAUGAAACCCAAAAGUCAACUCGUGCAUCAACGAAUUUCCACCAAAACAAGCCUGAAAGUUCUGUGAGAGCUUCAAAAAGUCUAAGACCAUCAAAAUCAAGCACUUCCAUAAAAUCAUCGAAAGAAUCAACAUUUAAGCAACCAACAGUGCCUAUUAAGAAAAAAGAUUCAAGUUUUACUGUUCAAUCACCACCAAGAUUUGAUUAUACUGAAGAUGCUUCAGACGAAAGCUUUAUACAAAUUUUAAUUGACAAGACAGUUUGUGUUUAUGGAUAUAGUAAUGAUAUAGACAGCAUGCAAAUAAUAAAGGAAUGUGAAAAAUUGGGUGCUAAACUAGUGGAUUUAUCAUAUACGAAAGCAGUGGAUUAUGUGAUAACAUCCACAGACAUUAUGGAUCUUGAGGUUCCAAAAUUAAAGUAUAAAAAUAUAGUAACAGAUGUCUGGCUUGAAGAAUCAGUUGAAAUUGGACGCUGUGUUGAUCCAGUUAAAUUUUAUCAUCGUUCAUUGUUCAAGAUUCCAGAGAAGCAUCAAGUGCUUAAGGAUGAAAUUUUUGUAUGCUCUAAUUAUGAUUCUAACAGACAACGUCCAUUUAUUCGAUUUUUAGUCAAGCUUUUAGGUGGAGUUUGUAAAGAAGCUUUAUGUCGCGCUGAAGGUCCUAUUCUAAUUUGUCCCUCUGCAGAAGGAAAAAAAUAUGAAGGGUCUAGGAAUUGGGGAUUAACAGUAAUCAAAGCAGAAUGGCUAAUUGAAUGCCUCGUGAGGAAAACGAGAGUUGACGAGACUGAAUAUCUUGUUGGUGAUACAAAAGCUUCAAAAAUGAAUAUUAAGAGGCGUGAGUCAAUUAUUCCUAGCUCACAGGAUAUGUCAAUCGAUAGUAUUGAAGAUGUUCAUUUAAGUCCAGAAAAAAGUAUAAUUGUACCCGAAUCACCAAAAACUCCAUUGCCAAUUAUUGAUGAGGAGAGAAUUGGAAAUCUUUCAUGGCUUUUAGAGGAUUUAACAACACCACAAAGAGAAGUGACCAAAAGAGUUCUUUUAGAGCAUCAAAAAAAGAAUGUUGUGUCACCUAGAACGAAACUUUUAAAAGAUCUUAUGCAAACGCCUGGAACUACUGAAAAGGACUUGAUUGAUUAUGUUCCAUCACCUGGACCAGAAUUGCCAGCAUGUCUAUUACCUCCAGAUCGUAAUUAUGCAUUGUUUCCUGAUUCUUCGCCUGCAACUCAAUGGUGGUAUAAAAGGAGAUUGGAAGCGUUAGAUGACAGAUAUGUUCCUGUGUCGCAAAGUAAAAGGAAGGAAUUAAAAAAUAUUCCCAUGACUCCACCUCUUUCUCAUAUUAGAUAUGACUUUUUUAAAAAGAGGCUAUCAGAUUUUGAUAGCCCUGAUCCUCGCAAUAGUAAUGAAACUGACGGUUUAUUUAUGGCUAGAAUAACAGCAAAUAUGUCUGGCGAAGCAUCCAAAUUUUUGAAUUUUGAGGACACAGAAGCAAAUGGAACAAGUAGUUUACCACCAAAUAGUGACAUAAUAAAACUUGAUGAGCUUUGGAAACAAAAUACAAGUCAAGAAGGAAAAGCUUUACGUAGAAGUUCCAGUGCGCCUCAAGCAGGGGAAGCUGAAUCAAAGAAUAAGAAUAUGAUGGAUUUUAAUCCAAAAUCUCCAGAAGGUCUUGUUCGUUGGUCCAAUACACAAAUGCCAUCAACAGCUGGACUCCAGAAUGAGUCACCAGAAGAAGGAAUAAAAGAAAUGGAUGAUUGUAAGGACAACAAUCAUAUUGAGGAUAUCCAAAACCUUGAAAGUGAUGAAGUUCCUAUAAAUAUGUCAGAAUCAGAAGGUCCUGUAAAUGUAUCUCAAUCCGAAAGUCCUGUAAAUGUGUCACAAUCCGAAAGUGUUGCAAAUGUGUCUCAAGCUGAUGAAAAAAGUCCACAGGAGUUUAUAUUUGCUAUAAGCAGUGGAAUGAAUGCAGAUGACAAACUAAUUCUGACUGAGAAAAUUGAACAGCUUGGUGGGACAGUUGCUGAGCUAGAAUUUACACAUUUAAUUAUGGCAAAAUUAUCAAAAAGCUCAAAGUUCUUCUCGGCAUUAUCCAGUGGUAAAAUAAUAUUGCAUGCUGACUACAUUGAUGAUUGUUUGGAGCAAGGUCGAUUCAUUGAAACUGACUGCUUUGAGUUCGGAAAUCCUCAAUUCAACUGUCAAGUUUUGAAUUUAAAAGAACCACAGCUACUUAGUGGACCAUAUCGUUGUCGAAUGCUCAUGACCAAUAAUCCAGAAAAAUACAAAAACGGUCUAUUCACAGGAAUGAAUUUUAUUUUAAUAGCAGGCAGUGAUAGACGUGCUCAAUUCGUUCAUAUCAUUGAGAUUGGUGGAGGAACUAUCAUUGAUGUACAGCCAGAAUUCAAAGGUUCUGUGCUUAAACGCACUAAAAUAGAUUAUUGUCUGGUGGAAAAUUCUAAAUGCUUAUUUAAAAAGGACGUUGAAACAUUAAAGGCAUGCAACAUAGAAAUUAAGAAUAUAAAGUUCAUUUACGAAUAUCUCUUAAAUGAUGACUAGGUAUAAUAAGUCUUUUGAAUGUGCUG